GAAUUGUGGCCUUGGCCGCGUUUAUCGCGUCCAUAAUCUCUCUAAAUUCGAAAUUAUAUAGGAUGGAAAUGGUUUAUGUCUCUUUGACGCGUCUUGUCGCGUCCGGAUUUAUUCUCAAUGCAACAUACGAACACAUGGGUUCGACUCGAAUCAGAAACGUAGCCACUUGCUGGAAAGACGACAAAUUUGGCCGUACGCCGCCGGCCUCUUCCUCUUCCCUUCCUACAAGACGAUACAAUUUUGAGUUGUGGAUUGGGCUUUCUAGUCUUAUUUGA
Molecule: messenger RNA, 275 nt
Organism: Acaulospora colombiana
Lineage: Eukaryota; Fungi; Glomeromycota; Glomeromycetes; Diversisporales; Acaulosporaceae
Source: the annotation of a GenBank genome assembly